UACCCCGGGUACUAAAACGAACAAGGGGAAUACCCGGGGUACUCGUGUCGGUGAAAUACGGUAUUUUUGUUAGGACGAACUGUUGGAACAAUCCCGUGCUGCGACAUGAGUUUGAAGGUUCUUUAAACGAAGGAACAUACAUGUCAACAGUAAUAAUGCCAGCUAUUCAGGCUGCCUUAAAAGGUACGCCAUUCAUCAUUAGUUGCGGGGAACGGCAAAGCUGCGCCAGUGCUGACAGAAAAGGCGGAAAGCGUGGGAGAAAGCCAGACAUAAUGGUUGAAGUUAGGCAGGAAAAGACAGCAUAUUGGCUGCGUAAGUCAUGCAAGCCACAAAAGGGUCAAUUUGUAUAG
Messenger RNA from Paraglomus brasilianum, 350 nucleotides. The record is from the annotation of a GenBank genome assembly. Lineage: Eukaryota; Fungi; Glomeromycota; Glomeromycetes; Paraglomerales; Paraglomeraceae.